AUGCCUGCGCCUGGCCAGUCGACGACGCCGACCACGCGCCGAACAAGGAAAUCAAUCGGCGUGCACACAGAGCUUUCGAACUCACGCAAGGAAAAUGCUACAACCGACGUGGGCCAGUCAAUGGCUGCGAGUCGCAAGUCACGGAGCAAGAGCAUCGGUCCCGGCGGGCUGGAUGCGCUCAGGCAGGGGAAUGGCAACAGGCGCGCGUCCCUUGCGGCGCCGACCAAGAUCCCUCGCUCGAUCCUCAAGCCCACGAUUUCUCCUCUACCUGAAAUCCCACCGCUGAAAUCGAAAGCACAGAGAAAGUCAGCAGGCGCGUCAACAUCCAACCAGCCUGAGGCUGAGUCAAGCGGAUCCAAAAUUGCCGUACGGACAGAGGAGGAGCAACAAGCUGCAGCAAGAGAGAGAGAGGAGCGCGAGAGGCGAGAUGCUCGUCGCAAAUCACUUGCCAAUCGCAGAGUCUCUUUCGCGGCAGAGGCCACACUGCAUACUUUCCAUGAAGUGGAAUAUAUGCAGUCUCGGAAUGCCACAGACUCAAGAAGAAGAUCAAGCUCCGGAUUGAACGCUCGCAGUGCCGAUCAGACUCCCGCCGAAGACCAGAGCACGCAAGGGAAGAGAAGCUCGCUCGGCAGGCCGAAUAAUGUCCAAAGCCAAGAUGAGAACAGUACCUCGGUUAUAUACAGCUCGGAUUCUGAGCCUGCUGAUGCGGUGGAGGAGAUUCCCACAGAUGAGGAGGAAGCGGAGGAGGAGGAGGAAAACUCGAAUAGCGAUUCCGACGACGGGACGAUGAUGAGCCUUGAGACAGACGAGGUUACAGGUACGACCGUGGCGUCCGAAAAGUCAUUGGUGGACCUGGACGAAGACUCUUCUACACUUGACGAGGCUCUCCGCAUGGCGGCCCGCCGCGCAGCUACCCAACAACUUGGAGACGACUCUGACGACGGCGAAGAGAUCAUCCCCUCAUUUGGUUGGGCGAGAAAGCCAAUCCCGCAGCCCGCAGCCAGCGGGAACAAGGAGCCUGCAAAAUCGCCAGUGGAUCAACACUCUGAUAAUACCACGGAGAUGGACAUGGAUAUAACGCAAGUUAUGGGGAAGAUUAUCAAGCCCUCUGGGCCUGGUGAUAUCGAGGGAGAGCCAGCGGCAGAGGCAGAGGUCUCCAUGGACGUCACACGUGCAUUUGGUGGCAUCAUCUCAGGCGGGAGACCCAAUGAUGCACCUUCGGAGUCUGGUGAGAUGGAAGAUGCCACAAUGGAAUUCACGACGGCGGUCGGAGGCAUACAUUACCCUGAGUUGCCAGAUGCCGACACUGACUACGACGCAAACGAAGACAUGUCAAUGGAGCUCACCAGCGUCAUGGGUGGCCUAUUAGCUCGUCAACAACAGGAGCAGAAUGAGGCUCCUCGACGACAAGCACUGGACCAUACUGCGAAGCGGGGUGAUGAUGCCGAUGCCGAUGGUGAUGAGACAAUGGGCAUGGACAUAACCACAGCCAUUGGCGGAAUCAUCAAGAACACCUCGCAGGCCUUUAGAAAGAGCCUCUUUGGCUCUCAAACAGAACAAACCGAGAGCCCGCGGCAAUCGACAUCAGCAGCUGCAUCGCAACCGUCUCCCGAGCACAGCACUCCUCUUGCAAAGACAGCAUCUCAGGCUGCGCAAGGGGGGGCAACCCAUCUUACUACGCCUCAAGCGGCCAGGGACCCCCUGAUUGACGUCUCCACAACACCACCAACACCCAACUUUUUGACUACACCUAAAUCUUCUACGACUCCGAAGACCUCAACGACUCCAAAGGCUUCUACGACUCCGAAGACUCCAGCAUCGAAAGCUUCCACAACCCCUCGGCAGGCCUCAUCGUCGACCAAAACGCGGACGCCGACGUCGCAAAGCCGAACACUCCGAUCGGCGUCCAGAAAACCCCCAUCUCAGGGUGCGAGUCGAACGCCCUCGCCCGUUAAAUCAACUCCAAAGAGCAGCACAAAGUCAAAUCAGCAGGAUGUAUCCACCCCUCGACGACUCUCUGGUGUUGGUGCAGAUAGGCCUGGCCUGGGAUCACCCCAAGUUGCGGCCAUUUUCGACCGUCGAGAGUCUCUGACCGAAUCGACGAGCACGUUUGUUGCUGGAAAACGCGCUGUUGCCUUCAGCGACCCCAAGGUUUUGGCGCAAGAACUUGACCAGGAAAGUGACGAAGGAGCUCGGCGGAAGUCUGGUGGGCGAGAUGCUACACUCAACCUUAGAGAGAUGAUUGAUAGCAUGAGUCCCAAGCGAAACCCGCUCAGAGGCCGAAAGAGCCUCCACAUUGGCAGUGCCAGGGGUCUUCUGGGUAAGCGACCCGCUGAACUGGACGAGGAAGCGGAAGCCGAAGAGAAUGACGGCGUCAAGCGAUUGAAGGGUCGUCAGGGCAGCCCUGUCAAGAAUGUGAAACUUCAGCAGCCGCCCUCGAAAGAAGAGACAACCGGGAGGCUGAGAAGAUCAACUCGAUUGAGCUUUGACUUUGCUGGCAAAACGUCUCACUCUGCUCAGUCCUCCCCUUUGAAAGGCAGCGAUAGUGCCACGCUAUUGAGCCAGAAGUUCUCCCGAGCUGGAAAAGAGAACCAAACGGUUCACGAUGUGCAGAUACACCAGCCGUUGGCGAACAACGACCCUCAAGUUUUGGAAACCAUCGAGGAACAUCAGAUGCAUCUCCAGGACUUCUUGAACUUGACGUCUAUUCGCUUCAUGGAGCUGAACACGACCAAGAGGCGCCACACAAUCGCCCCAAGGUCAUCUCAGAGCGGCAUUCUGCCGGAUGGAGAAGACGAUCGGUCUCUGGAGCGAUGCGUCGUGGCGGGCGCUUGUACCGUGCCCAUGCUGGAACUGUAUCAACAUUCCUGCCGAGAGCUGAAGAAGUACAUAUCCGAGGGCCGAAGAAUAGUCAAGGAGAUUGAAACGGAGACUUUUGAGGAAAACCCGCCCCUGUUUCGAGAAUAUCUAUCCGCGACUCCCGACGUCAAGGCAUUGAUGGACAAUCAGUUUAAGAACGUCAGGACCCAUGCCCGUCACCUUAGCAAGGCGAUGUGGUACGAAUGGAGGAUGAAGUUGCAGGACGGAUUGAACGAAGGCCUCGUCAGCAUCUCGGACGGCAUGAAGGAUGAUCUCAAAGUGAUUGAGGAGCAAGAGAAGCUUCUGAAAAGCGUGAUGCCCAGUCUUGUGAGCCGUUACGAAUCGCUACUGGAAGAAAGCAGCAGCCUCGAGGAAGCUGCUAAAGAAAUAGCCGACUGCGAUCCUGCAGAACUCCAAGCGGCUCGAGACGAACUGACAAGCCUCGACGAUGACAUUGCUCAGAAGAAGAAGCUGAUUGCCAAGCUUCGACAAGAGUUUGAGGCAUCGGCAGCCGACGUGGAGGAAUUGACAGCGCGGAAGUCUCAGUGUCUUGCUGAGAUUCAAGAGUCCCAGCGGAUCAGAGAAGAGUGCCGUGGUUGGACCAGCACCGAAGUCAACAAUCUCAAAGCGCGGGUAGAGGCCAUCGAGAAGGAGCACGGAUGGGCCGUAACGGGCAUCGCAGGCUCUACGCUGUCUAUGACAUACAAGCGAGAGAUUGAGCUUGUCCUGGACAUUACGUCCUUCCAACCGAAGCAGCCAAACUCGCCCAUUGACCUGUGGUAUAUUGCCGAUAGCCGCGCGGUCAAUCCUCUGCCGCGGACUGCGGAAAAGGAAUUCUUCUUGCAAUGCAUUCGGGAACACAUUCGAGCAAUGUCACAGAGCCGCACGAAGCUGUCUCAUCUUCUCAGCGUGGUGAAGACGGCCUGGGACAAAUCGAACUGGAUCUCCCGCCAAGUCAGUCGCAUUAAUGUCAUUUUUCCGACAAAGGUCUCCAAGACGUCCGAUUCAAGCAUAGCUGUUACGAGCUCCCUCCUGUUGGCACCCUUGGAAACACGAAUCGAAGUGGUCUUCAACCUCAAGGGGUCCAGCGGGCCCGAGGGAGUCAACGUGGAUGUCUCGACGGACGCCAAGGUCAUCUAUGGCGAACAAUUCAACGUGGGCAAGGUUGGGGAGUUCCUGGGCACCAGGAUUGGCAAGAGUGUUGGCGCCGAGGGCGAGCCGUGGAGCGAUGUGGUGGCUGAACUGUACGAGAAGCUCAUUGCUCGGGGGAAGAAGUAG
Messenger RNA from Trichoderma reesei QM6a, 4137 nucleotides. RefSeq lists its product as uncharacterized. Bases 1 to 4137 code for a protein of 1378 amino acids. Gene Ontology annotation, biological process: mitotic spindle assembly checkpoint signaling; mitotic sister chromatid biorientation; protein localization to kinetochore. Lineage: Eukaryota; Fungi; Ascomycota; Sordariomycetes; Hypocreales; Hypocreaceae. The transcript has 3 exons. The record is from RefSeq and is a predicted model, not a curated record.